AUGACUGCUGAGCUUUUUGAAGCGUUUAUGUGUAUUUUCCAGCUGUUGCAUCAUGUUGCUAAUAGAUUUAGCAUAACAUUUGGAAGACAACCGCCAUAUCCACAAUAUAAUAUUACUGAUAUCAGAAAUUUCUUAGAUUCUAUCUUACCAAUUGUUCAACCAGAAAAAUAUUUCAUACUUGACGAAGUAAAAAAUAUGAUUGCUAGAUAUUCUUGUUUGAAAUAUUUCGAAUCAAUAAAAAAACAAUUAUAUUCAAAAACAAAUGGUGAAAACCAUAUAAAACAAGCAAAAGUGUGGUCUAUACUAUUACAAACAUUGAAAAUAGAUAUAAUUGAUUGUAUAACUAUUGCUAAUAAGAAAAAAAAAGAAGAAGCAAUAAAAAAAUUACAAAAAGAAGAGCAACAAUUCAAUGAAUCUAAUUAUGGAUCAUUUCCUAGUUCAGCAGUGUUAUUGUUUCGAAGAUAUUUCUUAGACAAUAGCAUUAGUGGUAAUAUAAAGGAUACAUUUGAAAAAUGGUUAAAGAAUAAAAAUUUAUGGAAGUCCUUAGACGACGAUAUUUUGUAUAGAAAACACAUUGCCAUGUACAAGUUCUUAGUGUUUUUCUCUAUAAGUAAUGAAUAUAAUGAUAAAUUAAACAAUAUAUUUAAAGCAAUUCAAAGACCAGUCUUAUCCACUGAAGAUAGAUUAUUAAAUUUUAAAGCAACUGAGUUGGCAUUAGAAACAAUUGGAUCGUGCAUUAAUCUAACUGACGACUCAUUGAAUUUAGAAAAUUGUUAUGAUUUUCAGGAAUAUGUAAAUAAUAAUAAAGAUAUAACAGACUUGCAGUCAACAAUUAUUCCCAAAUUGCAAAUUUUAUAUAGUAUACGGAAUAGAAAUUUAAUACAAGAGCUUUAUAUAGAACUAACGAAAGAUGAUCAUAUUAUCGAACAGGACAUAUUACAUUUUAUUGUUUCUGCGGUUAUAGAUAUCGACAAAAAAUCAGAAAAUUAUGAAAAAAAUAUUGAAAAUGUCAAACAUGCAAUUCAAUUACUUAAAGCUUACGUCAAAGGUCACCAUAAAAAUCUGAGUAAAGAAAAUAAUGAUCAACAAAAAUAUCUUAUAAUGAAAAAGAAAAGUACGAGAGAAAUUGAAGAGGAUACAACUAAAGAAAAAAAACCCAUAAUCAUUAAUUUUGCUGAAGUAUCAAGUGCAAAAUAUACUGAGAAAAAUAAAAUAAACAAUCUUUUUAUUGCUUAUAAAUGGUUAAUGGAAAUGAAUGAAGUACUUAUUAACAAUUCAUUUUCUAUUUCUUUAAGUAAUGAUUUUUCUGAAGCAAAGAAGAAUAUAUAUCAAUUGGCAAGGGAUGAAAAAAGAAUACUCGACACUGAAAAUAUUAUGUCAGAUGAACAUUUUAUGUAUCUAAAAGUUAAACGAGAGAGCAAAAUUCUAUUACCUCCUGAUGAUUGGAAACAUAAUGACCUUUCUAAUUGGUAUCAACAAAUAACGAUGCAAUUUAAUUCCAGUCCCAUACAAAAUGAUUCGUAUAGAUUUAUGGCUGAAAAAUUUAUGUAUCUGAAAAAUAAUUCGAAAUGUCCAUACAUUAAUAAGAUUGAAAUGUCUACAACAAUAUUUAAAUGCUAUUGGAAGUUAAAACUUGACUAUAUUUCGAUGUACACCUAUAUAAAGAGAGCUAUUACCGAAAUAGUCAUUACUCCUGAAGACCGUUUAAGAAAUUUAGAAGCGCACGAACUAUUUACUGAGUUAUUGAUGGAGCGUAAUGAAAUUGGAAUUAAAAUGGCGAAUGAACUUAAAGUCAAUCAAGUAUAUAAUACGUUUUUGUUAGAUCCUGAUCUUCGUGACAAGAAUAAUAUUGAUUCUCCAGAUUUCUCGAAUAACACGGAUGAUGACGAUGAUGAAAAAUAA
Melanaphis sacchari is the source of this 1902-nucleotide messenger RNA. RefSeq lists its product as uncharacterized. The record is from RefSeq and is a predicted model, not a curated record. Lineage: Eukaryota; Metazoa; Arthropoda; Insecta; Hemiptera; Aphididae. The transcript is spliced from 12 exons. The coding region runs from base 1 to 1902 and encodes 633 amino acids.